GCCCCUCUCCGCGCCCGGCCCCGCGCCGCCCGGCUCCCGCGGGCCGCUCGGUCCCAGUCCCAGGCCGGGCAGCGGGGCUGGCUGGCAUCGCCGGGGAGACGACGGCGACGGGGAGCCCCGCGGGCGGGGAGGGCGGCGCGGGGCAGCGGGCGCGGGGACACCUGCAGGCACAGCCCCAGAGGACCCUUUCUCCUGAACACUGAAGUUAUGGCCCUUUGGAGGUGACCCAGGAGAGAAGACAUGCAGGCCUUGGGUCCUCCAAAUGAGGGCCCCCUGCAAGGACUCGUGGCCUCCCGCAUUGAGACUUAUGGGGGCCGGCAUCGAGCCUCUGCUCAGAGCACUGCUGGCAGCCUCUAUCCCCGAGGAGGCCCCGUGCUGGAUCCCAGUCGCCGACGCCUCCAGCAGUAUGUCCCCUUUGCCAAGGGUUCUGGCCAGGCCCGAGGCCUGUCACCCAUGAGAUUUCGAGACUCAGAGCCCGAGAAGAGGCAUGGGGGCCACACGGGGGCCGGCCCACCUCACUCCCCCAAACUCAAGGAAGUCAGCAAGGCCCACGAGCUGGAGGUGAGGCUGCACACUUUCAGCAUGUUUGGGAUGCCCCGCCUGCCCCCUGAGGACCGGCAGCACUGGGAGAUAGGAGAGGGUGGCGACAGCAGCCUGACCAUCGAGAAGUCCUGGAGGGAGCUGGUGCCUGGGCACAAGGAGAUGAGCCGGGAACUUUGCCACCAACAGGAAGCCCUGUGGGAGCUCCUGACCACCGAGCUAAUCUACGUGAGAAAGCUCAAGAUCAUGACCGAUCUCCUAGCCGCCGGCCUGCUCAACUUGCAGCGAGUGGGACUGCUGACGGAAGUGUCAGCUGAGACCCUGUUUGGAAAUGUCCCCAGCCUGAUUCGAACACACCGGAGCUUUUGGGAGGAGGUGCUGGGGCCCACCCUGGAGGAGACUCGGGCCUCGGGCCAGCCCCUGGACCCCAUCGGCCUGCAAAGUGGCUUCAUGACGUUUGGCCAGCGGUUCCAGCCCUAUGUCCAGUACUGCCUCCGAGUGAAACAGACCAUGGCUUACGCCCGAAAGCAGCAAGAAACUAACCCUCUCUUCCAUGCCUUCAUACAGUGGUGUGAGAAGCACAAGCGAUCCGGGAGGCAGAUGCUAGGUGACUUGCUCAUCAAGCCCCACCAGCGCAUCACCAAGUACCCACUGCUGCUCCAUGCUGUGCUCAAGAGGAGCCCCGGGGCACGAGCCCAAGAGGCCCUGAAUGCCAUGAUUGAAGCUGUGGAGUCAUUCCUGCGACACAUCAAUGGACAAGUCCGCCAGGGCGAAGAGCAAGAGAGCUUGAUGGCUGCAGCCCAACGCAUCGGGCCCUACGAGGUGCUGGAGCCACCCAGUGAUGAGGUGGAAAAGAACCUGCGUCCAUUCUCCACCCUGGACCUGAUGUCCCCUAUGCUGGGGGUUGCCCCUGAGUACACCCGACAGUUGCUGCUGGAAGGACCCGUGCGAGUGAAGGAGGGGCGAGAAGGGAAGCUGGACGUGUACCUGUUCCUCUUCUCUGAUGUGCUCCUCGUGACCAAGCCCCAACGCAAGGCAGACAAAGCCAAGGUCAUCCGCCCCCCUCUCAUGCUGGAGAAGCUCGUGUGCCAGCCCCUGCGAGACCCUCACAGCUUCCUGCUCAUCCACCUCACUGAAUUCCAGUGUGUCUCCAGCGCCCUCAUUGUGCACUGUCCCAGCUCUACAGACCGGGCCCAGUGGCUGGAGAAGACCCGGCAGGCCCAGGUACCUUCCCCUGCUCUGGACAACAGACCACAUCUUAUAAGACUGCUGUCACCCUUGGGAAUAAGUGACUGGAGAGCCAGAAAAAACGGAAUUGGAAAUAUAACUCUGAUGUCAUUUUCCUAUCUGGGUUCAUCCAAUUCAUUUCUUGUGCUGACCCAGAUGCCCCCAGGCUUUCUUGAGGGGUUUCGGGAAGGUCCAGGUGCCCAGGAGCUGCUGCCUCAUAUACCUCAAGCUGUGGAGAACAAUUAGCAUGGCAUGGGCAUCAACCAAUCAGAAGGGAGCGUUGUACUAGAGGUCCUCUGCUGUGCCAGACUGUACCCACUAGUUGCUAGAUCAUGGGGAUGGCAGAAGUGGAUGAGGCCCAGGCAGCAGCCAUUUCCUUACUAGCACAGAAGCCUUCAAUAUUUUAACAAUGAUGUGGCCAUACCAGCAAGGGCUGAUAUCAGUGCUGCCCACAGCAGCCACCCGUUCCUCCCCUUUGCCAAGGCUUGUCUCUGCCUCCAACCUCAGCUCUGCUGCCUUCUCUUCCCUCCCCAAGCUAAUGACCUUCAGUAACUCUUUAUCCUUCAAGGCUGCCCUUGAAAGUGUUGCAGUGACUGAACUAGCACUCAAAGAGCAAGGCCCUGUCCCAGCUCUGCUUCUCCACAGCUGUGGGGCCUUGGGCAAGUCACUUCGCCUCUCUAGGUCUAGGAUUUUUAUCUGUAAAAUGGGCUACCAUUCAUGUUCUCCACGCCAAAGGGUCAUGGUGUGUAUCAAAUGACCACACGUGCAAAGAUCUUUGAAGCUUAUUCAGAUGGCGCUAUUUCAUUCUGAUGGUACCUGUAUGAAAUUGCUGAGGGAGGGAGGAAGACAGACGAUACAAUGCAUCCUCUCCUCAACCUUCUAGGAACUUUCCUCCCUCUGCCCGGGACAAAGCCCACCUCUGCCCAUGUUCUGCCCUCCUGCUCCUCCCAGCUUCAGGGCAGAGGCCCAGGGGUUAGGAGAGAGGUGCUCUUGAAGGAGCAACCAGUACCAAUUCAGAACACUUACUCUACCAUCACCACCAACCAGGGAGGGCUUCCUGAAGGAGGGGGAAGGCCUGAUAAAGGGUCUACCAAGAGGGCAUGAGAAGCAAGACCUGUACAGGUAGGAAAAGGGGCAUUCUGUUCACCCCACUCACCCCCAACACCAGCUCCAGAGUUUGGUGCCACCAGAUCCCCACACCACCCCACUUUCUUACUAUAAGAAGUACCCCCUUGGGCAGUUACUCAACCUUAGAGUCUCCAUGUCUUGGUAGUAAGGGAGGGGUAAAAAUAUCUGGCUAAUGGCGUUUUGUAAAGAUUAAAUAAGGUGAUAUAUGUAACGCACUUAGCAGGGUGCCUGGCAAACAGCAAGUGCUCAGUAAAUGGGAGUGCUUAAUAAUGAGGUGUCCUCUCCCAGGCCACCCUGCAGAAGCUGAAGGAAGAGGAGUACAUCCAACAGAAGAGGGAGCUCCUGGCCCUCUAUCGGGACCAGGACAGGGAGUCCCCCAGCACCAGGCCCUCCACGCCUUCCCUGGAG
Molecule: messenger RNA, 3303 nt
Organism: Callithrix jacchus (white-tufted-ear marmoset)
Lineage: Eukaryota; Metazoa; Chordata; Mammalia; Primates; Cebidae
Gene: PLEKHG6
Product: pleckstrin homology and RhoGEF domain containing G6
Molecular function (GO): GTPase activator activity; guanyl-nucleotide exchange factor activity
Source: RefSeq, a predicted model, not a curated record